This is a messenger RNA of Peronospora belbahrii, 1770 nucleotides long. The record is from the annotation of a GenBank genome assembly. NCBI's taxonomy places the organism in Eukaryota, Oomycota, Peronosporomycetes, Peronosporales, Peronosporaceae.
AUGACAAACAUCAUGUGGUUGUUACUUGUGAGUUGGAUCGUGUCCGUGUCUACUGCACAAAAUGAAAUGUUUCAUGAUAUUAUCGGGAUUCAAUGCUCCAAGAACAGUGAUUGUGGAUCCUCUUUGCCUGCAUUGGCUUGUAUCUUGAACAAGUGUGAGUACUGCCGUCCUCAUGCAGAUGACUGCAGUGUCUCUGGAUCGAAACGAUGUCAAGUGGUGGAGACUUUGGACGCAGAAACGGGUAACAUGCACCCGCAGUUUGCUCGAAAUGCCGUCGGGAAGAUAGUGACUGUCGCCUAUUGCACGGAGAAGGACUUGUUCGAUCCCUUCACCUGGAAAGACAUGGUGGCUACAUUCAUUGCCUUUCUAAGCACUGCACUUGGUUCUGGUUGUGGCGUUGGAGGAGGAGGGCUUCUUGUACCUAUGUACGUCUUGUAUGGAUUGAGCCCCAAGCACGCCAUUCCGUUGUCUAAAGCCACUAUCUUUGGCAAUGCCGUUUCUGCUUACCUCUUCAAUUUCAACCGCAAACAUCCAAUGAAUGCGAAGCUGCCGCUCAUAAAUUACCAAGUUGCGGGAAUUAUGGAGCCCACUACACUUAUUGGCACCAUCUUUGGCGUGAUGAUGAAUCACAUGUUCCCGGACUGGCUCAUCUUGGUACUCCUAGUCUCGCUGCUUUCGUACAUCACUUACAAGACCGUUUGUAAGGGUAACAAGAUUCACGAAACAGAGUCCAGCCAUCAGCUUGCACUUGUCAAGUCGGUGCUCAAGGGUGGUCCUAAUGGUGGAGGUCGCGGUCGCCAGUGGUCAAUUUAUCGUCGAUUCACUGUAGAGAUUGCUGCAAAGCGAUGGCUUGCAAAGACUCGCCGCAACAAGAAACUGCGUCAAAUUAGGUCUGAAGACGAAGACGACUCAAAGUCCCUGCCGCCACUCCGUGAACACCAAUUAUCAAGCUCUCAUGCUCUGCUGGGUGGACUAAACAAGCGUGAUUUCGGCACCUUUACUCUGGACGAUGACCACUUACUUGCGAGGCGAAAGGCUAUCGAGGAGCGAGAAAUGCGUUUGUUCCCGCUCCAGUAUAUAUUCCCUUUGGUGCUAUCUUGGCUAGUGGUGCUGGUCCAGUCCCUGCUGCGCGGAGGACAUGGAGCGCCCAGUAUAAUUGGACUCACCUGCAACUCUGUGGAUUAUUGGAUUGUCACAAUCCUGCCGUUGUUGGUUCUGGUGGCGAUUACGGUGUGGGUAGGAUACCAAUUACGUCUACUAAACCGCCUGAAAGUUCUCAGCGGCUAUCCGUUCACUGAGGGUGAUAUUCACUGGAUCAAGCGCCGCGUACUUAUCUUCCCAACCUUGUGCACCAUGGCAGGCGUGGCCGCAGGUCUGUUGGGUAUCGGAGGUGGCAUGGUGAAGGGCCCUAUCAUGCUUGAGAUGGGCAUCUUACCUCCUGUGCAAUCGGCAACUGCCAACUUUAUGAUUCUGUUCACCUCGUCAUCGACGACGCUACAAUUUGCAAUUAACGGCCAGUUCCCAGGAGAGCGUCAGUACGACUACAUGGCUUGGUUUUCACUCAUGGGCUGCAUCGGUGGCUUGUGCGGUCAAAAGCUGGUGGCGUAUGCGGUCAAAAAGUACAAACGCGAGUCCAUCAUGGUAUAUCUCCUAGCAACGACAAUCGGUUUAUCGGCCCUUGCCAUGGGGGUCAUUGGCUUGAAGUCCACAUUGCGAGACUUAGAGAAGGGCGUGCACCUCGGGUUUCAUGGAAUUUGUGACAACGAAUGA